AUGAGUAGCAGCAGGAGUAGUAGUAGGAGUAGUAGCAGGAGUAGUAGUAGGAGAAGCAGCAGGAGUAGUAGCAGCAGUAGCAGUAGGAGAAGCAGCAGGAGUAGAGCAGCCGUAGUAGUAGGAGAAGCAGCAGGAGUAGUAGCAGGAGUAGUAGUAGGAGUAGUAGCAGGAGUAGUAGGAGUAGCAGCAGGAGUAGUAGUAGGAGUAGUAGCAGGAGUAGUAGCAAGAGAAGCAGCAGGAGUAGUAGCAGCAGUAGUAGUAGGAGUAGCAGCAGGAGUAGUAGCAGCAGUAGUAGUAGGAGUAGCAGCAGGAGUAGCAGCAGCAGUAGCAGUAGGAGAAGCAGCAGGAGUAGCAGUAGAAGUAGUAGCAGGAGUAAGCAGCAGUAGCAGUAGGAGAAGCAGCAGUAGUAGUAGUAGGAGUAGUAGCAGGAGUAGUAGGAGUAGCAGCAGGAGUAGUAGUAGGAGAAGUAGCAGGAGUAGUAGUAGGAGAAGCAGCAGGAGUAGUAGCAGCAGUAGUAGUAGGAGUAGCAGCAGGAGUAGUAGCAGCAGUAGCAGUAGGAGAAGCAGCAGGAGUAGCAGUAGAAGUAGUAGCAGGAGUAGUAUGAGUAGCAGCAGGAGUAGUAGUAGGAGUAGUAGCAGUAGGAGAAGCAGCAGGAGUAGUAGCAGCAGUAGCAGUAGGAGAAGCAGCAGGAGUAGUAGUAGGAGUAGCAGCAGGAGUGGUAGCAGCAGUAGUAGUAGGAGUAGCAGCAGGAGUAGUAGUAGGAGUAGCAGCAGGAGUGGUAGCAGCAGUAGUAGUAGGAGUAGCAGCAGGAGUAGUAGCAGCAGUAGCAGUAGGGGAAGCAGCAGGAGUAGUAGUAGGAGUAGUAGCAGCAGGAGUAGUAGUAGGAGUAGUAGCACCAGUAGUAGGAGUAGUAGCAGGAGUAGUAGGAGUAGCAGCAGGAGUAGCAGAAGUAGUAGUAGCAGGAGUAGUAGUAGGAGUAGUAGCAGGAGAAGCAGCAGGAGUAGUAGUAGGAGUAGUAACAGGAGUAGCAGCAGGAGUAGUAGUAGGAGUAGUAGCAGGAGUAGUAGUAGGAGUAGCAGCAGGGGUAGUAGUAGUAGUAGUAAGAGUAGUAGCAAGAGUAGUAGGAGUAGACGUAGGAGUAGCAGCAGGAGUAGUAGUAGGAGUAGCAGGAGUAGUAGUAGUAGUAGCAGGAGUAGUAGCAGCAGCAGCAGUAGCAGCAGCAGGAACAGGCGCAGCAGCAGAAGUAGAAGUAGUAGUAGCAGCAGGAGGAGUUGUAGUAGUAGCAAUAGCAGCAGCAGUAAGAGUAGUAGCAGCAGGAGCAGCAGCAGUAGAAACAGUAGUAGUAGAAUGAGAGUAGUAGUAGCAGCAACAGCAGUAGAAGGAGUAAAAGUUGCAGCAGUAGGAGUAGGAGUAGGAGUAGUAGCAGCAGGAGUAGUAGUAGCAGUAGCAGGAGCAGUAGCAGCAGCAGAUAGUAGCAGUAGCAGCAGCAGGAGUAGUAGCAGCAGUAAUAGUAGAAGUAGCAGUAGUAGGAGCAGCAGUUGGAGUAGGAGUAGUAGUAGCAGCAGCAGGAGCAGUAGCAUCAGUAGGAGUUGGAGUAGUAGUAGCAGUAGCAGUAGGAGUAGAAAUAGCAGUAGCAGCAGCAGUAGGAGCAGUAGUAGUAGCAGCAGUAGGAGUAGUAAUAGCAGAAGUUGGAGCAGUAGUAGUAGCAGCAGUAGGAGUAGUAGCAGCAGGAACAGUAGCAGCAGCAGCAGUAGCAAAUGCAAUUUACAAGAGCUGUUCGUAAGACAGUGCGCUUCACUCUUCAGCGAUUUGACAGUAAAAUGA
Molecule: messenger RNA, 1824 nt
Organism: Mercenaria mercenaria
Lineage: Eukaryota; Metazoa; Mollusca; Bivalvia; Venerida; Veneridae
Exons: 5
Coding region: 1-1824 (607 amino acids)
Source: RefSeq, a predicted model, not a curated record